Molecule: messenger RNA, 7737 nt
Organism: Penicillium salamii
Lineage: Eukaryota; Fungi; Ascomycota; Eurotiomycetes; Eurotiales; Aspergillaceae
Source: the annotation of a GenBank genome assembly
AUGCGUCCUCUAUCGUUGGCAAGCGCAGUCGGUGGUGAUGGAGUUGCAUCUCCGGAUGCCUUAGAGCCUAUCGCCAUUGUGGGUUUGGCGACCCGCUUCCCCCAGCAAGCCACAGGCACAGAACGCCUGUGGGAGAUGCUGCUGCAAGCUCGCUCAACAUGGUCCGCUAUCCCCAAAGAUCGAUUCAACUCAGAGGCUUUCUACCACCCAGACCGCGAGCAUGGAGGAACAUUCAGUGCCGAAGGAGGGCACUACCUCUCGGAGGAUUCGGCGCUUUUCGAUGGCUCUUUCUUCAACAUCACUAAGAAGGAGCUCUACACAUUAGACCCCCAACAACGACUCGUGCUGGAGAACGUCUACCAUGCAUUAGAGAAUGCAGGAAUGCCGAUGGUCAAUACUGUGGGCUCUAAUACAUCGGUGUUUGUCACAGGGUUUAAUCACGACUAUCUCAGGAUUCUCGAUGCAGACGCAGAGAUUGCCCUCAAAUACAGGCCCACCGGAACAACAAACUCACUACUGUCUAAUCGAGUCAGCUGGUUCUUUGACUUCAAGGGUCCCAGUAUGACUAUUGAUACAGCUUGCUCCAGCAGCCUGGUGGCUUUGCAUCUGGCCGUACAGAGUCUGCGGAGUCGAGAGUCGAGUAUGGCGGUUGUCAGUGGCGUGAGCAUUCUGGAGUGCCCUAAUGAAUUUAUCGGAAUGAGCUACACUGGCCUGCUAGGGCCCCAAGGUCGAUCAUUCAGCUUUGAUUCUCGUGCCAAUGGUUACGCGCGGGGCGAGGGAGUUGGUACCGUCGUCGCAAAACCCUUACACGCUGCCAUCAGAGACGGAGAUACUAUUCGUGCAGUGAUUCGCGAGACCGGUGUCAAUCAAGAUGGCCGGACUCCCGGAAUCACCGUUCCCAGUGGCGAUGCCCAAGAGCGUCUGAUCCGUGAAGUUUACUGGAGAGCCGGGUUGGACCUUGAGCACACGAGGUUCGUUGAAGCACAUGGCACAGGAACACGCAAAGGCGAUCCUAUUGAAGCUGGAGCCCUUGCGCGGGCAUUUAAAUGUCGUCGAGAUACCCCGCUGUAUGUUGGUGCCAUCAAAUCUUCCAUCGGGCACCUGGAGGGUGGAUCUGGAGUGGCAAGUCUCAUCAAGUCCAUUCUGAUUCUUGAAUCUGGAAUCAUCCCGGCAAAUUAUGACAUGCAAUCUGUCAAUCCUUCCAUCCCGGCGGAGGACUGGAAUAUUGCAUUUCCCACUGAAAACACUCCGUGGCCAUCAUCGGGCUUGCGAAGAGUGUCGGUCAACUCGUUUGGAAUCGGAGGCACCAAUUCCCAUUGUAUCAUUGAUGACGCCUACCAUUAUCUCAAUGAUCGCCAUCUCCCAGGUAGCCAUUGCACUGUGAUUACACCACCAACGGCCCAGAAAAUCAAAAGUCGGCUUUUAGCCGCGACUCGGCUUGAAAGCAGCUCAAUUGCUCACACUCAAGAUCAAUCGGAGGAUAGUGACAACUCAGAAAAUAGUGACCUGUUCGCGGGCACUCCUAUAAGCGAGUGUAACUGCGAGUCACCGCAGUUCAGCCUGUCAACAUGUACCGAUUUGAUUGACCAACCCAAGUUAUUCUUGCUUUCGGCCUUUGACGAAGAGGGCGUCAAGAGGAAUGCCUCCGCUCUGUCCCUGUAUCUGGAAAAAAGAAUGAACAGGACGUUUGUCAAUGAUCAUAUUCUUGAUGAUCUGUCCUUCACUUUGUUCAAGAAACGAUCUGUCUUUCCUUGGAAGAGCUUCAUCAUGGCUUCUUCCGUCAAGGAGCUUGCGUGGAACCUAUCUGAGAACAACUUCGUCAGACCUUCGAGGGUGACCAAACCCCCAGAAUUGCACUUUGUGUUCACUGGACAAGGAGCUCAGUAUCAAACGAUGGGCCGCGAGCUCAUGAGUUACUCCGUUUUCCAAGGCUCUGUGGAGGAUGCAUCUGACUACGUUCGUCGACUGGGUAGUCCAUGGUCAUUGAUCGAUGAGCUUUUGACCGAGAGGGAGUCUCCUCGAGUCAAUUUACCAGAAAUUGCUCAGCCACUAUGUACGGUCUUGCAGAUAGCUCUGGUGGAUCUCUUGGCUAGCUGGAACAUCUUCCCUACUCGUGUGACUGGACACUCGGCCGGUGAGAUUGCAGCAGCAUAUUGCGCUGGUAAAAUCUCCCGUGAGGCUGCCUGGAAAGCGGCAUACUACCGCGGCUACACGUCAUCCAAACAGCUCUCUGCCAAUGGUACAAUGAUGGCCGUGGGACUAAACGCGUCGCAGAUCGAGGGCUAUAUCAAGCUUGUGCAGGAGAGCCAAACUGGUGAACUCAUCGUCGCUUGUCACAACAGCCCUCAAAACAACACAGUGUCAGGCGAUGAAGCCCUGAUUGACAGGCUCAAGGAAAUGCUCGAUGCCGAUGAAGUUUUCGCCCGAAAGCUCAAUGUCAAGAAUGCUUAUCACUCUGCUCACAUGAAGGUAGUUGCUGGUGACUACCUCACUCUAAUGGGGACACUCCCUGAUGGAAAGCGACUGGUAGCUCCUCAAAAAGUGCGCAUGUUCUCUACGGUCACCGGGGAAGAGGUCAACGAAGACCACUUGGUCUCUCAAUACUGGGUCGAUAACAUGGUGUCUCCAGUCCGUUUUACAAGCAGUUUAAGCUCGAUGAUUCCCAGAUCAAGCCCGGUUUCUGGGGAGUCUGACUCCGAGUCCUUACAUCUCAUUGUGGAAAUCGGACCUCAUUCCACUUUGCAGAGUGUGAUCAAAGAGACACUCACAGCCAGAGAUCCAAAUUUAAAUUUCAAAUACUUUGCAGUUCUGAAGCGGACGGAGCGAAAUCUCAACACGCUACUUAGUACUGCUGGAUCUCUGGCCUUGAGUGGUCUCACCUUGGAUUUCCAUCUCGUGAACCGAGCCACCGAUUCUGGGAAGCGAAGGCGAUCAAAGCUCUUAGUUGACCUGCCAUCGUACAGCUUCAAACAUACGGAGAAGAUUCUUUAUGAGGGUCGGUUGAGCAAGAAUCUUCGAGCUCGGAAGUAUGCUCGUCAUGACUUGUUCGGUGCUCCCAUCACGGAUUGGAAUCCCACAGCUCCCAGAUGGAGACAUUUCUUCAGACUGCAUGAGAAUCCUUGGCUGCGAGACCAUAUGGUAACUGGAAACUGCAUCUACCCAGGUGUAGGAUAUUUGAUCAUGGCAAUCGAAGCAUCCAGACAAUUGGCCGGCGAUGCUAAUGUUGCUGGCUUUCAGUUACGCCGAGUUCACAUCAAAAGAGCAAUGAUCAUACCGGACACCAAAGAAGGAAUCGAGGUUUCGCUGUCAAUGUCCACCGUGGAAGACGCAUCGUCUGAGUCGAGGACAUGGCGGCGAUUCCAGAUCACCUCUUACAAUGUCUCGAGUGAAGAGUGGACAGAACAUUGUGUUGGUCACAUCACAACUGACUACAAGAACGCUUCGGAUCCUGUAGACAAUGGCCGUGAAACAGAUGAAGAGAUCCAAUCAUGGAAAGCCAACCUCACUGCUGCGGAACAAACUUGCACCAAAGCCAUCAAUUUCAAAAACACAUACAAUGAUCUUCAAACAUCUGGUCUCAACUUUGGUGAUUUGUUCCGAAAUCUCGAUGAUGUCCGAGCUACUGGUGUUGGACUUGGAAAGAUGGUUGGAUCAGUGACUGUCCCCAAUAUCCAAGCGUCCAUGCCAAAGCAGUUCAUUCAUUCUCACCUAAUCCACCCUGCAACAAUGGACAGCAUGAUCCAUAUGAUGAUUGCAGCUCUUCUUGACUUGACUGGGCAAACCACGCUCGACCGAGUUCGAUUGCCGACUUUCAUUCGUGAUGUUUGGAUUUCAGCAGAAUUGACUUCGACUCCUUCGCAGAGGUUUACCGGAUAUGCCUCUGUGCGUCACUCUCAGUCCGACAAAUGUGAAGGCCAGAUUCGAAUGCUGGAAGAAGGCUCCAACGCCCAUAUUCGCAUGGAUGGCAUCGAGCUCACUCCGUUGGAGUCGGGUCUUGCUGAGAACAAUGAGAGGAAGGUGUGCACUACGAUUGAAUACAGGCCUGAUAUCCAUUUCCUGGAGUCGGAUGCUGCCCGUGAAUUGACUUCUCUAGCAGUGACUGAUGAUGGUGAGGACCUUUACUGGGUGAAACGUCUCCAGUUAGUGACCAUGCUCUAUGUCACCGAUGCGCUGGCUGCAUGCAAAGGUAUCAAUGUACAAGGCCUUGAUCUGCAUCUGCAGCGGUACUUUGACUGGAUGAAGCAUCAGAAUGAGAAAUUGAUCCGAGAUGAUAUCAUCCAUCUACCCUACCACGAAUUCCAAGCAGUUGCUCAAGAUGAGGCCUUGAAAGAAUCUAUCAGCCAAGAAGUUGAGUCUCACAAUGCUGAAGGCGCAAUCACUGUACGGAUGGGCAGAAAUAUAUCUCAGGUCCUCAAAGGCCAAAUCGAUCCCUUGGAUCUCAUGUUCGGUCAGGACUCCGUGAUGGAACAGGUCUACAAAGAAGGCCUUGAUAUCUUCAAUCUUCCACAGCAUCUGCGAACUCACCUGUCUCUCCUCUGCCAUCAACGCUCUGAGCUGAACAUCCUCGAAAUCGGCGGUGGCACUGGUAGCCUGACUGCUGAAGUUCUGGGUAUUCUCUCCCCAGACCCAUCAAAUGGCAAAGGAAACAUUGCAAACUACACAUUCACCGACAUCUCAUCUGGAUUCUUCGAGAAAGCCAAACAGCGGUUCCAGUCAUGGUCGGAUAUCAUGACUUUCCAGCCACUCAACAUAGAACACAGUCCCUCUGAGCAGGGGCUUGAACUGGGAAAAUAUGAUCUGAUAUUCGCUGGAAAUGUCAUUCAUGCCACGAAGGAUCUGCAAGAUGCAUUGCGGAACUUGAGAUCUUUGCUCAAGCCGGGUGGCCAGCUCAUUAUGCAAGAGGGUAUUCGGCAGGAUUUCCUUUGGUACCCGGUUGUUUUCGGUCCGCUACCUGGCUGGUGGCUGGGUGAUGAGCCGUGUCGCCAAUGGUGUCCGUACAUCAAGACCGAGGAGUGGAACGAGUACUUAAAAAAAGUGGGUUUCUCGGGUGUGGACAUUGAAUAUCCCAGUUCAGACAACCCGGAUCUGACUUGGCAGAGUAUUCUGGUCGCUUCGAACCCUGCAGCUCCUCGAGAAGAGCCAGUGACAUGUGCAUUGAUCGUGACGACUCUAUCCACCGACGAGUUUGCUUUGUCCCUCCAAGGAUCUCUGAAGAAGGCGGGAUACAAUCGUGUUGACAUCGUUUCCCCCUCGGAACUUGAUGGGGUCGUGUUUUCAAAUGCUCUUUGCGUAUCUCUCGUCGAUUUGGAAUGCAAUUACCUCAAUGAGAUGAAUGAAGCUCAAUACAACAAUCUCAAAAAGUUGUUGAAUGAGCCUGAGAGCCUGCUUUGGGUAACUGAAGAUCCUGCAACCAAUGCGCAUUCAAACAUGAGUAUGGGUCUGCUUCGCACAGUGCGUUGGGAACGAGACUCAGAUGGCUCUAAUAUCGUCACCUUGACUGUGCCACAGAGGAAUCAAAUCGAGUUGGAUCAAGCAUCACUUGUUGAUGACAUCCUCAAGAUCUUCCUCGGCUCACGGUCCUCGAAGCUAUACCCCACGCUUCAACGGUUCGAUGAAAUUGCCUACCCCAUUGAGCUACAUAAAAUUGCAGCUGGGGGUGACGGGUAUCACUGGGUUGCAGACCCCCAGCAUCAAAUGCCAUUGGCAGAAGAUGAAGUUGAGAUCGAGGUCCGCGCAGUGGGUUUAAUCUCAGAUGCUGCGGGCAACUAUUUCUCUACCGAAGCUGCUGGAGUGGUCACGAAGAUUGGGCCCAAAAUUGAAAAUACGCUUCUCGGCGACAGGGUUGCUUUCAUCUCUUCUCCUUCAAAGGGGGCUCGCUGCCGGACACACGAGCGAGUGAGUCACUCCCUGAUUGCGAAAGUCCCGGAUGGUAUAUCGUUUGAAGUUGCUGCACAGCUAGCUUCGGUGUUUGCUACAUCUGUUCAUGGACUCGUCCAUUGUGCCGCGCUGUCUGCAGGGGAUACUAUCUUGAUUCACAAUGGUACAUCAGCCAUCAGCCAGGCGGCAAUUCAAUGUGCCUACUUAUCUGGGGCCAUUAUCUACACGACUGUUGGGACUGCCGAAGAUCGAGACUUUGUGAUCUCCAACUACAAAAUCCCCGAGCAACAUAUCUUCUCGAGCAGAGAUCUUGCAUUUGCCAAGGGGAUUCUGCGAUGUACAAAAGGCACUGGAGUUGACGUGAUCUUCAACACAAUGACCGGCGAGGCUCUUCGAGAGACCAUUACUUGUCUUGCUCCUCAUGGAACAUUGAUCGAUGUCUCAACCAGGGAUGCACGAACUGACACCGCAACUGAUCUAGCCCCCCUGUCACAAAAUGCCAGCAUUCACAAAAUCGACAUGUUGUUAAUGACCGAGUCUCGUCCGAAAAUGGUUCGCAAUCGACUGGAAACAGUCUUCAAAAUGUACUCCGAGGGGGAGAUCAAUCAGAUUCAGAAAUCUGCUGUCAUGAGCUUUUCCCAGAUCAAGGAAGGAAUCCAGGAUAUUCAGAACGGAAGAUUGGCGAAGGUUGUUCUCGUUCCUAACCCUUCUGAUCUGAUCUCUGUUGUUCCAAAGCCGACUACGCCGUACCAAUUCGACUCCAAUGCCACGUAUGUUCUUGCUGGUGGCUAUGGGGGUCUAGGUCGUAGUCUUGCAAGAUGGAUGGCAUCCCGAGGUGCAAAGAACUUGAUCAUGCUGUCGCGCUCAUCGGCUUCAAGCCCUGAGAAACGGCAAAUGGCUGCUGAUCUUGAGAAAUCAGGAUGCAGGAUCAUCGAUCAUGUCUGUGACAUUUCAGACAUUUCUACCUUACAGGCAUUAUCUGGUGAACAAUUCUCACAUCUGCCACCUAUCAAAGGAUGUAUCCAAGCAUCUAUGGUUCUAAAGGACGGCCUCUUCGCCGGAAUGUCCUUCGAUGACUGGCAAAUUGCCAUAAGACCCAAAGUCCAAGGCUCCUGGAACCUCCACACCGUCCUACCAGACAACAUGGACUUCUUCCUCAUGCUUUCAUCCGUAGCAGGCAUCCUCGGAAACCGCGGCCAAGCCAACUACGCAGCCGGAAAUACCUUCCAAGACGCCCUAGCAGCCUACCGAGUCAACCAAGGGCUCAAAGGCUCAAGCAUCAACCUCGGCAGUGUCUCGAAUGUCGGCUGGGUCGCAGAAAACAGGAACUCCAUGCGCACGCAUACAGCUACAUUAUUCGAGAUGCUUCGCGAAGACGAAGUCCACGCCGCCAUUGAAUUCCUCAUUGAUCCGCACAAUCAUCCAUCGCACCAGCUCGUUCUGGGUCUUCCGACUGCGGAAAUUUGUCGGCAGAAUGGGGUUCCUUCGCCUACCUUCUUGGAGUAUUCGAUGUUUGAGCAUUUGCGGAAUACAACCGCGGCUAGGAGUAGUGUUGUUGAGGUGAUGACUGUUAGUACGGCUGCUCUGUUGGCGGCUGCUGAGGGUGAUGCGGUGAUGGUUGUUUCGAAUGGGAUAGUUGAGAAGUUGUCUUCGUUGCUUGCUAUGCCGGUUUCGGAAAUUGAUGUUCUGCGUUUUGGGUUUGGGGGUAUUGAUUCUCUUGUUGCGAUGGAGUUCCGGUACUGGAUUGUUAAGGAGCUUAAAGCUGAUGUUUCUUUGUUAGACAUCAUUGGGUCGGAGAAUAUUAAGGCGCUGAGUGGGAAGAUUGUUGAGAGGAGUCGUUUGGUUUCUGGAUCUGCCUGA